AUGAAUAAACGAGAUUUCCAUUUAAGAAAGGCUAGUAAAACUCAUGCAGAAGUUGAUUGGAGUGCUUAUCGGCAGGCACGUAACUACGUUUCCAAUAAGAUUAAAAGUCAGAAACGGCGUUUUCAUCGUAAAGAAUUUGACAACAACCUUGGUAAUCCAACUGCCUUUUGGAAGACAAUAAAGCGGGUUUUCCCCAAUAAGAAAGGGAAUUCAACUGUUCCAGACUGUAUGAAGACGAGCGAGGGCCUGGUAACUGAUAAACGGACUAUUGGUGAAAAUUUUAACAGUUUUUUCACAACAGCUGCGUCACGAUUAAUGGAGAGCGUUCAGCCAAUGGAUAACAUCUUGGGCUCUGAUGAUGAUUUUACUGAUGGUAGAUUUGUUUUUCAUCCUGUCUCGUACUCUUUUAUUUAUAGGCAGCCAACGAAGUUAAAAGUAAACAAGGCAACGGGACUAGAUCAGAUACCAUCUUGCAUGCUCAAGGACGGUGUUUCUAUUAUUGCUAAUUCCGUUACAUAUCUUGUAAAUCUUUCCUUGAGUGUCGGGUCUAUGCCGGAUGAAUGGAAACAAGCUAAAGUUAUCCCCUUAUAUAAAUCUGGGUGUCGUGAAGAUAUGGAUAAUUAUAGGCCGAUUUCCAUCUUGCCUGUAAUUUCUAAAAUAGCUGAAACGGCCGUUAACGUGCAACUACAACAAUAUCUAACGCAGCAUAAUCUUCUCAGUUCUGUUCAAUCUGGAUUCAGGAAGUAUCACUCAACUCAGACGGCCGUUACGUUUUUCUCUGAUAGCAUAAGGAGAAACACUGAAGCAGGGCAAAUGACUGGAGCCUUGUUUAUUGAUCUAAGAAAGGCGUUUGAUACUGUCCCACACCGUGCACUCAUCUCGAAGCUUAGUAGGUUUGGCAUAAAAGAAAAGUCACUGGAAUGGUUUAAGAGCUACUUGUCACGUAGAACUCAAGAAUUUUCUGUUUUCUAA
Paramuricea clavata is the source of this 972-nucleotide messenger RNA. Lineage: Eukaryota; Metazoa; Cnidaria; Anthozoa; Malacalcyonacea; Plexauridae. The record is from the annotation of a GenBank genome assembly.